Molecule: messenger RNA, 345 nt
Organism: Kwoniella mangroviensis CBS 8507
Lineage: Eukaryota; Fungi; Basidiomycota; Tremellomycetes; Tremellales; Cryptococcaceae
Exons: 1
Coding region: 1-345 (114 amino acids)
Source: RefSeq, a predicted model, not a curated record
AUGGAGCCAGAACAAGGUGAAUCGACAACUAUCGAUAAUCUCAGUGAAGUACAGAUAAGUGCCGUAUCACCUCUGAUGACCGACGUUGUUGAUCAACUUGAUCAAACGAGGACAAGUUGGUUUGAAACUUCUCAAAGACCUCCUACUUACCUCAACAUGGUUGAAGAUACGAAUGCUCAAGGGCAGAUCGCAACUGCCUUAGCAGCAAGUACGAUCGAUCAUUUUUGUCGUAAUGCUCAUACCUACGAGAAGGUACGGGAAGGUACAACCGAAGAGUUUGCAAAUUAUCAAUCUGCGCUUGUUGAUACUAUCAGGCUUGAAGAUAUUGAUAUAGGAAUGAACUGA